Molecule: messenger RNA, 758 nt
Organism: Halteromyces radiatus
Lineage: Eukaryota; Fungi; Mucoromycota; Mucoromycetes; Mucorales; Cunninghamellaceae
Exons: 3
Coding region: 179-631 (150 amino acids)
Source: RefSeq, a predicted model, not a curated record
CUUAUCUAUUACCCAAAUGGAAAACAGUAAGCUGCAAAAAAAAAUUAUAAUGACAUAUAAUGAUGCCAUUUUUUCAGUUUCUUCUUGCACUUUAUUGACUAUCCGUUAAAUACAAUUGUAAUAAUUAGGACAAGUACAGCCAACUCCACCUGUAGGUCAUCGACCAAGUUCAUAUGAUAUGCCUACUGUUAUAGUUGUUUAUACUUUGGUGAUUAUUCUAGGCAUUGGGUUAUGCUUCUGUCUUCGAAAAGCAAACCGACUAGUACCUAAUAAGUACAGCUUCCCAAUGAUGUUACGAAGCAGUGGCAACCGAGCACAACAAUGGACUGAAAGGGAUGAGCUAGAAGAUGAAGAGUCACGACAAGGCUUAUUAAAUGAUUUUGAAGACCAAGACGAUAUGGAAGAUGACGAACAAGUAUAUGCUCAAAGGCACAACCCAGUCAUAACAACUAAUAUCAAGACCAGUAAUAGGCCGGAUGACAAUGACGACAGUGAUGGUUUUGGUGAUUUGCAGACUGUAUCAAACAAGACAUCAAAUGCAUUCGUGGUAUCAAUGGACGAUGAUGAAAUGGAUGAUGACGACAAUGUUAACGGACAAUCAAUUAAUACUCAAGUAAAGAAAUCAGUAUGAUAUGAUACUUGAUUUAUUACUGCAGACAUUAAUUCAUAGUUGUAGUUGUAGUUUUAUAUGAUAUUUCAUUCAUUCUUUUUCUCUUUGUUAUAUAAAUACAAUAAAAAAGAAAAAUAGUUUCAUUGGA